GUUAUGGUUAUGAAAAUACAGUAGAAUUCAGUGGAAAUGGAGGAGAUGCAUAUGAUUGUUCUGAGUACGCGGCUUUAAUGUACACGAAUCCGUUCCCGAUAUGUUGCUUCCCGAGAAAACUUAACAGAUUCCAGCUGUGCUGUGAAAUGAUUUCUUCAUAGACCAUACCGAUACACAGGAUGUCCCUCAUGUUUGGAAAAGCUAGAACUUGUAACAUUGUCACUGUUCCUGAACAUGAACCAGCGGAAUGCAAUGUUGUUGUUCUUGGCGUUAUGGGCGUAGGAAAAUCAGCUCUGACAGUGAAAUUUCUCACUAAGCGUUUUAUUAGUGAGUAUGACCCAAACUUGGAGGACACCUAUUCCACUGAGGAGAUUGUGGAUCAGCAGCCAGUUCAUGUGAGAGUGAUGGACACUGCUGACCAGCAUGGGCCCGUGAACUGUGAGCGUUACCUGGGCUGGGCCAGCGCUUUCCUCAUUGUCUACAGCAUUGAAAGUCAACGGAGCUUUGAAGGCUGUCAGCAGUACCUGGAGGCUGUGACCCUCUAUACAAAGGGCCUUCAGCCUGAAGCCCCUGUCCUUUUGAUAGGCAACAAAGUGGACAUGGAGAGAUACAGACAGGUGAGUAAGACGGAUGGCUCUGCUUUGGCUUCACGCUAUGGCUGUCUGUUCUUUGAGGUUUCUGCGUGCUUGGACUUCCUGUCUGUACAGCACAUUUUCCACGAGGCCAUUCGGGAGGUAAGGCGUGAGACGGAACGAAACAUGCCAAUGCGACCUCUCUUCAUCGCUGAGGACAAACCUGUAAUCAACCUAUCGUCUGCUCCUUCUCUCACUGCCUGCUACAAAGAGCUCCCUGCCCCAGCUACUGCCAAGCUGGUCACCGUCAAGUCCUCUAGGGCCCAGAGUAAGCGUCGGGCUCCCACUCUCACACUCCUCAAAGGCUUUAAGAUCUUUUGACUCAGGGUUGUGUGUGGUACUGAGAAAACACUUGACUUUCAUAGAGAUUGGGGCUUGAUA
Molecule: messenger RNA, 1013 nt
Organism: Chanos chanos (milkfish)
Lineage: Eukaryota; Metazoa; Chordata; Actinopteri; Gonorynchiformes; Chanidae
Gene: rasl12
Product: RAS-like, family 12
Exons: 6
Coding region: 180-953 (257 amino acids)
Molecular function (GO): GTP binding; GTPase activity
Source: RefSeq, a predicted model, not a curated record